Messenger RNA from Entamoeba invadens IP1, 834 nucleotides. RefSeq lists its product as hypothetical. The record is from RefSeq and is a predicted model, not a curated record. The transcript has 2 exons. Gene Ontology annotation, molecular function: hydrolase activity. Lineage: Eukaryota; Evosea; Mastigamoebida; Endamoebidae. Bases 1 to 834 code for a protein of 277 amino acids.
AUGGCUUUUGAUGGAGAGAUACGAAUUGCUGUAAUGAACGACAUUCACAAUAGUAUGGAGUUUAUAGCUCGGUUUCUUCAAUAUUGGGCACUCAAGAAGAUAGAAGUCGACUAUUUGAUAGUCUGUGGUGACAUCUGUGAUGUACGUGGUGUGGACCAAUCCGAUCCACAAAUUGUCCAAGACAAGAUCGACGUCGGUAAACGGAUCAUUGCGGAACUUGAAAAAGCGUGUCCGACUGUUCUUUAUGUACCCGGCAAUCAUGACCCAACCACACUCUUUCAUAAUUCCAUGACACACUCCGUACAACUUUCUGAGAACUCCGUUAACCUCCACAGGUGUGUCUAUCACCUUGCCGAAAAUCUGGUCGUCGUCGGUUGUGGAGGGUCAAUCCCACAGUACGAUAAACACAUUUGUCACAAAGAAGGAUACCCCUUUGAAAAUGACGAACAGUUCAAAAAGCAGUUGGAUGAGAUCAUGCCCGACGACGGUGAGAUCCCAACAACUAAGAUGACUGAUUCAAUCAUAGUCGUGACUCAUUGUGGACCAAGCUGCUCUCAUACAGCUCUCAAAUUCUCUCACAAAAAAUCUAUGCUUCAGACCGGCAGCCCCAGCCUCUCUUCAAAAGUCGAAAACUCAAUUUAUAGAAAACGACUCACCUGUGUAUUACACGGACACACUCACAAUUCUCGGGGACUUGUAAAUCAUGAGAUGGUACCAAUCAUCAAUGCAGGUUCUAUUAAAGUUAACCAAUACUUCGUUACCUUGUCUUUAAGAGAAAUCAAAGGCAACUGGAAGAUCACAGACACAAGCUUUCACUGUUUUGGGUAUUUCUAA